This is a messenger RNA of Oryzias latipes (Japanese medaka), 10060 nucleotides long. RefSeq names its product transcription factor 20 (gene tcf20). Gene Ontology annotation, cellular component: nucleus. The record is from RefSeq and is a predicted model, not a curated record. Gene Ontology annotation, biological process: regulation of transcription by RNA polymerase II. Lineage: Eukaryota; Metazoa; Chordata; Actinopteri; Beloniformes; Adrianichthyidae.
UGAGGGAGGGGGUGCAGGAAUAUGAGUGUGUGCAUUUUCAAGGCGGUCUUUCUGCUGCGAGGAGGGAGGAAAAAAAACUGUAGUCUGACAGGAAAACGAAUAGCCGCUGAUCAAAGCAUGGAAUGGCUGUUUUAGCGGCUGGGGACGGAGGCUGCAUGCCCAGAGAUGUGCGGGAUUUGCGUGGUUAAGGUGGAAUCACCUCAGCGGCGCGCGUGAAAGAGGGAACAAGAGGAGCGGGGAGGGGGCGGGGGUGCGUGGACCUCGCUUGGACCCACAGGCGCCCCGAUUGUGCUCCGCUCCCAUCAUUUUUGGAGGUGAGGACAAAAGAAAGGAGCAAGAAGAAGAAAGGAGGGGAAAUCGGAAGAAAGGCCCGGGAUUGUGGGUGUCGUGACGGGGCCCCCCGGAUUCUCGCCGCCGCUGGUCGGGGUCGUCUGGACUCCGAAGGCUGAGGCGGGAGCGGCGGAGCGGUCGACUCGAGGCUGGGGUUUCCUGCCACAGCUGCGGGAUUGUCACAGAACAGCCUUUCAGUCUUCGUGGGGCCUCGUAUUGCUGCGUUUUCAGAACUGUGCAGAGCUCUGAUCAGCUGCUCAUGGAAAGAAAACUUCCAUGCUUGGAUGGACUGAAAAAGAAAGACGGAGAACAGAAACGGGAGCUGAUGGAACCUGAGAUGGACUGAAUGGAUUACAGUUGUUCUGCUCAGGUUUUCCAUGGAUUUAUUUAAGCUGAAAUGACGAUAUAAAGGAAAAGGAAAAGAAGAAAAAAGCGAAAGCAUGCUGAAGAUACCACCACCACGAAAACUCUGAAGUCAGAGGGGGAAAAGGAGUCAAACUACGUACGGACCAAACACUUUUCUCAACCCUGCAUGAAUCUGGAGAAACAUUUCAAGAGCUGACGAAGGCAUCCAUGGAGUUUUUAUCUCUUGGAGUGUUUAGAAAGGAUCUGCAAUCAAAACUCAGUUUUGUUUCUGGAGCUUUUGUCUCACGCUGGUGUGAGUCAAAUCCAGGGAAUCUUUCAAAUGUUGACAAACUGAAGGGUUGGUUAGCGUAGCAAAGCAGUGUACUUUUUUAAAGAUUUAGAUGAUCAAACAUUAAUUCAACCCAGUUUUAUCCUAAAAUAGCAUCUUUGGGUUGAGGUUUCACAGUGCGGUGGAUCCAUGUAAAGACAUUUCAAGUUUAGUGAUGUGGAUCAUGAUAACGCCUUCUCACUUCUUUGGAUUCACAUUUUGGAAAUCUGCGUUAAGUCUCUGAAAACAUUUUUGAAGAUCAAGUUUGAAUGCAAGCAGAAGAAGAAAAUUUAUGAGUGUUCAACCUCAUCCUCUACACGUUGUGCUCCAAAAAAGACAACAUUUAUGUGUCUUUGCUUCAGUGGAUUUCAAAAGAUUUGGUUGUUUUACCGCCUGGCUGUGAACUUUUUUUUUUUUUUUUUAAUCGUGACAGCCAUAAACUUUCCAGAUUUUGAUUUGAGUCAUUCCCACCAUCAAACGGACACUGACAGUUUUUUUUAACCAAUCCUUGGACAGAUAAUGCAGAAUUUUUCGAACAGUCCGGCUCCUCCUACCCUCCCCCCCGGGUUUAGUGGGAGAGGUGUGGGUGGACCUUCAUAUCCCCCUCAGCCGACUGAGCCCCAGAUCUCCCCAAGGAUGACAGAUGAUUAUGUGGGGAUGCAACAGCAAAGCAUGCACAGAGGCCUUCCCCACCCAGGUCAGGCCAGCCACAUGCUUAGCUACAGUGCCAGAAGCAGAGGAGUUCUGGAGCCAACUCCAACACAGGGUAACAUUCACAGCGGCGGCGGCAGCAACAACCCCUACAGGAAGGACGCUAUGGAUUAUUAUUUUUCAAUGGGUGGAAAGGACAGACACAGACGGGGAGGGAUGAGUUAUGGCGGAGGUUUUGGGUAUCCCGGUAUUGAUGGACAUAUAUCCCACCAGUACCGGCACCCUGGACCUAGUUCUGCCCCGUCUUCUGGCCUGAUGUCGCCUUAUCCAGUAGACUAUGCUUCAAGUGUUGGAUCGGGUGGAGGUGCAGGAGCCUUCUCUCCUUCUCAUCAGUAUAGUAUGAAUCAGAGCCCUUCAAUGCAGCCAGUGCCAGGAGCUCAGAUGCAACACCGCCAGCACGGGCAGAAUUUCCCUGCUGUCCACCAUGGACAGCAACAUCGAAGCUAUCCACACUCCGGGCACAGGAUGACCCCACAGUACCCACAGUACUCUCCACAGGGUGGAGCCUCCACAGGGUCAUCAGGAAUGUAUAGCCCUCCUCUUCAGCGAUAUCUGGAUGGAGCUGCCAACACUGGCUUUGAUCCCAAAGUCAACAGUUCUCCCAGUGUCAACUCAAGCUUAAACUCUGUGUCAAGUUCAGUUGCUGCUAACAAUGUGGGACUAACAGAGACUGUUCCACAGAGUUACCACGCUACAAACUAUCCAGGAUAUUCCCCACAGUCACUUCACAAGCAAGCCACGCUACAGCACCGCAACUCGCAGCAUAGUUUAGGUCCAGCUUAUGACACCCCUCUCAAAAUGCAGCACCAGGGUCCAUCUCCAAGCUCUGCUUAUGUGAAGCAUCAUCAAGCCUCUAGCACUAGUAUAACUCAACCAGCAUCUCAAGACAUAGCAAAAUCCCCAAUGAAUCCCAGCGCACAGCAAACCCAGAUCAACCAAAACUUUAGCCCAAUCUCCAACCCCUCUCCAGCUGCCUCUGCAUUGCAUUCACCAAGCUGUAGCUCCUCUCCGUCCCCAUUGAUGGGGAUUCCAGAUGCACACGCAAACCCCCCAGGUCUUGGUUCUUCGCAUCCUCCUUCGUCAAACCCCCGUAGCAGCCAUAGUCAAGGUAGAUUACUGCAGACCAUGCCUCAGUUGAGCCCCACACCCAACUCAAAUAGCAGCAUCAGUAGUUCUGGUAGUAGUGGCAGCCAUAAAGCUCUCAGUGUGACUUCUGUCGGAGGGAGCGGUCUUCCUCCAACUGGUCGCAGCAAAAUGAGUCGAGGUGUGGGGAUCGCAUCCCGUGAGGAGUAUUCGGCUUCUGCGCUUGAUAAAAUGCAAGAUGCUGGUCUGAAUAGUCUCAAUGCCUUGAGCUCACAAGUAGCUAAUAUACCAAACACUGUUCAGCACAUGCUCCUCACCAACACAGUACUCUCGCAAAAGAAGAAAGAUAUGGGACAGAUGCAGCCGGGCCCACAUACUGUUCCUCAGUCUCUACCAAGGAGUCGAAAUGAAAGUAUUGCCUCGAGUGCUAGCACAGUCAAAGAUGGAAGCGUAGCCGGGACCUCUGAUGGCGCCACCCUUGAUGUUGGUGUUGAUGAAGACUCUUCCUUAGCAUCAGGUGGAGCCUGUUCAGGGACCAAGAUGGAGCGAGAAGAGCAGCUUUCUGAAGGAGAACAUCAGAGAGUGAGGCAGAUGAGUGGUGCGAGCAGUGGUUCAGAGACUAAUUGCUAUAUUCAAACACAGACUGGGGAGCCAUUAAAUAUUAAAUCCUCUGAUAUACCACCAAGAGAAACAUCUGCGACAGAAACAGAAUUAAAUGAAGCUAACGUUCCAUCCCCAUCACCAUCAUCUCCAUCUUUUAGGUGUCAGACGUCAGAAAAUGCUCCAACUCAGCAAUUAUCAUCAGCAGGCUCCUCUUCUCCAGCCUUUACUGUCUCCAGUAUUCCUCCUUCUCAGUCCAACUGCGUCUCACAAAGCGGUUUGACAUAUAAUGACAACAGUGGUGGGGAGAUAAAAACUGAAAAUGAAACUGCUGUUGAGAAAACCCAGAAGGUCAGCAGCCAAAUGCAGCAAGAUGCAGAAGUCAAUAUUCAAAGUGACCAGGACAAAGAAAAUAGAUUGCACUUCGCAUCCAAUUCACAUAGUAAUAAGAAGAAGGACAAAUGCACAUCAGAGGAGCAACAAAACACAAGCGGCGUCGGUGUGAUCGUCUCGGCUCGUUCUGAAGGAAGUCAUGCUGAAAAGAGGAAGCAUCACCAAGACAACUGUGUGGAGGAGAAACAGCCACACUCAAGGGAGUCAAGCAGUCAUAACGGGGAGGAAGGUGUAGACCUGAGUCUUUAUUCCUCCCACCACCCAAAAUCAAACUCUGGAAGAUCUCAAAACCCUCCCCAGUCUGCCCCACAUAAAUAUUCAUAUCCAGAGUCCACAUAUGGCUCAGAUUUGUCCAUGAAGAGCAGAGUGAGGCCUGGACCUGCGGGUGGAAUGGAACCAAACCCCAGAUACUUGGGGUACCAACAGUCGCAGAUUGCUUAUGGUCCCAUGCAUCCGAAAGAAUCCGGGUCUGUAGCCGAGGCUUUGGUGAAGAGGGGCCAAGGUGCCGGACCUAAAGGUCAGGAAGAAAAUUCCCAGAUGCAGCCAUUCCAAAGUCUUUUGCAAGAAGUUCUUCAGGGUUACAAUUUAGAUAGACGCUACGGUAGACCAGAGCAGGCCUUUCCUGCCCAUCAUCAAAUGCAGCAGCAGUUUUCGAGCAGGCACCAGUUUGGCAUGACUGAGGGCACAAGAAUGCAAAGUGGAUUAUCUGAGGGUUCGGCUUAUUCUGCCCACAUGGACAGCUCAGGAAAGCCCCCAAACCAGAGGCAUGGAAAUGAGGCAAUAGAUCUACAAUCUUCGGUCAAAACAGAAGUGUCUAAUGCUAAGGUUCCUCAAAAUAUAGAAAAAACAGAGGCAGGUGUCUCCCACAGUCAUUUAUUACAAGAGUCCCAGCACACUCCUCCCAAACAUAUAAACUUAGCCGACUAUUCUCUGCCUCAUAAAAAAGUAUUAUCUAAUUUUCCCACUACCUCUUCUGCUGUGCAGGAGCUCCUUUUGCAAGAGCCAGAGCCGAUAACUGGCUCCAUUGGUCAAAGUGAGGCUCAGAAAUCAUCAGGCUCCACAUUAGCCCCAUCAGAGAGGCGCUCUGUCAUAUGUGAUGUGUCGCCAAAGAGACGCAGCACACCGGAGAGGGACAGGGAGGGUGGAAGGGAAAAAAGUCAGAGCGGAGCCUCUGUGAUUCAACAGCAAUUUUCCUCUCCAGCAGCAGCCAAUGAUCUGAGUAAAAAGGAUCCUAAAGAGAGGCAAGUUGGGAAAAUAGAAGCGGCGUCAAAAGAGGCUGGAAUGGAGGCUGUAAACGUACAAGCUAAGCAUCAUUCUAGCAGUGAAGUUAGUGAAAAUGACGUGGAGUAUCCGUCCAAAUCCGCCCAUUCAUCGGCUGAGAUGGCUGCUGACCCCUUCGGGCGAAGCAGCGUGGAUAUGAAUCCAAUGGCCUCUCACUCUGUAAGCACCAAUCCUUUGUCUUCACCAUCAAGACAUCAGUCAUAUCUUCACGGUGUUGAUCUGUCAACUAGCAGCAGGACUUUUCCUGGAUUCCGAUAUGGAGAUACAAGAGAAGGCAGUAUGAGGUCACGUAACAAUCCGCAUUUUCCCUCUCACCAUCCAUACCAGCAUUUACCCCCUCAGUCUCAAGCCACAAACAAGCUUCACAUGUAUCCACACCCCCGUGGCCUUCCUCAUCACCCGCAUGAAAUGAGUGACUGGGUCAAAGCCAUGAACAGACCUUUUAAGGAGAUGAUGAUCAUGCAGCCUGGCUCUUCUCCUGGAAGACACAAAGCCUCCCAGUCAGAGCAAAGACAGCAAGGAACCGACAUGCCCAGUGAGCAACUUGCCGGCAACGCGUCGCUCCAUCAUCAAAGCGGCUACUAUGAUAUGAAAAUGUGGGAUUCAGCUCACAGCGGAGGAGACGGCGUCCGAAUGAUGGAAGGGGACUCUUACUACAGAAUGCAACCCUCCCCUUCACUUCCACCUCCAUCCUCUGCUCCCAGAAGUUCACACGGCCCCGUCCCUCCAAAAAUUCCUCAUAGCCAAAACGCUGCUGAACCUGAGGUCUCCAAGAGCGGCCCAGAGGAGGCCAAACAUCCCUGCCAGCCUCCUCCUCCAAGCUCCACUAAGCUUCGAGCCGAUACAAACUCCACUCACCCACAGCUACAGCGUCACACUAAAGCUGGCGUUUCAGGAGACACAAACCCACUAAUGCUAAGGAGGAGGGUUCGCUCUUUUAUCUCUCCAAUUCCUGCCAAAAGACAACUCCAGGAUUCUUCUCAGCAGAGAGUAAAUACAAACUUAAACCACUCUCCUGCUGUUAAACCAGAACCCAGCCAUCACCAAGAAGAUGACCCAUCCAGCUCAGAUAUGCCAUGUCCCAGGCUCUCUUCCCCUCUGGCAGGAGAGACCACUUUUUCACAACCUCUGUCUCCAUCAAGUGGUCACACCAAGGCUAUCCCUUCCAGAAAAGGAAGAGGGUUGAAGCUGGAGGCAAUAGUGCAGAAGAUCACCCCAAAUAUUAAAAAGCCAGUAGGGCAUACAGAUGAUGAGUCCAACCAUUACCCGGGCUUUCAAUCAGAAAUGGCAGCAUUCAGUGACCCACAGGAGCCAGACUUGGGACAUUUCUCCAGGGCUGCCGGAGGGGAUGAUAGUUACAUGGAGGAAAGUCACUCGCUAAACGAAAUGAUUCCUUUUCGAGGUGUUGAUGACACUUUAGCUCCACCUGCCUACACCUGUGAACCCCAUCAGACACCUCAAGUCAUCAAACAAGAUUUUGAUUUUGGAUUGGGAGCCGCUGUCGCUUCAGCGUCUGGUGACAAGGAAGACUUUGCUCUGCUCGGACCUUUACCCCCUCCUCCCCCGCUUCCUCGCCCGGUCCAGGGCUCUCCCCCUCCGUCUUCAUCCGCCCUGUCCGAUAUUCAGCAUUUCACCAACACUUAUCAGCAGCUGGAGACACGAAGAGGGGAGCAGUCUGCUGCUAACCUUCUUCGGCAGAAACUUCAAGAAACUGGCAUGGGAUUUGACGAUUACCCUGGCAGUGACUACUACGGGACCACCCCUCCCCACCAAGGACACAUGCUGAACAGACAACAUCAGAUGUCUCAAAGAUCCAGUCUGUCGCCGCAAGACUCCAAGCCUCUGGAGAAUCUUGUGCCUAAAGGCUAUUUCCCUUCUGGAAAGAAAAAGGGCCGGCCCGUGGGGAGCGUGAAUAAACAAAAACGGGCUCAGAACCAAGUUCAAACACAGGCCCAGGCUCCAGUCCAGAUGCAGAACACCACUCCGAGUGCUCCUCAAGCUCCACCCGUGUCCACUCCAGCUGCUCCCACACUCCCAGCAGCAGCACAGCCUGCCAGCAGCAGCGCCACCCCCACAGCACCCACUCUGCCAGAGAGCGAAAGCACUCCACCGCCAGACCCACCCGUUCUAACCCAGGUGGUGAAAGCAGAUGUGGAGAGCGAGGACACGCAGCCAGAAGCCGAGGCGAAAGCUGCACGCCGCAGACGCAGAGGAGUGAAAGACGAGCCCUCGGAAGCGAGAGGCCGACAGAGGAGGAGAAGAAGAGUGGCUGUCCCUCCGACACCAUCGGUGGCCAAAGAGGACCCUGAUGAAGCUGUGGGGGGUGGAGGAAUCCAAGUUUUCCUGGAUCCUAACAGAAGAGGCCCGUUUAUCCCACACAUACACGUGGAGAAAAAAGUGCCAGAGAUCGGGGCAGUGUGUACCAUUGUUAAUGCAGAGGAGGACAAAAUGAAAGGGGAGCGCAGUGCAGUCGGAGGGAAAGCCAGCGGGAGUGGAAUAGAUUCCCUCCUGACCUCAGCGCUUUCCUCUCAGGUAUCCAGGCGAGACAGAGAAACGGAGAAAAGAGACACAGACGAAGUAGAAACCACGCUUCAAACAGGCAAAGCCCUUCCCUCCUCUGGUUAUGUCAUUUCAGGCCCGGUGAUAACAGAGAGUAACCACUCAGGCCGCCUGCUCUGCUGCCUGUGUCAAAAAUGGGCAAAUUAUAAACACCUGGGAGAUCUCUAUGGGCCGUACUAUCCAGCUGAAUAUGCUGCAAAGCUGCCUAAGAACCAGCCCCAGAUCAGACAGGGUCAGGCCAGCACAGGCAGAACUGGACCAAAUUCAGACACGAGCUCCAAUGCUUCCAGCACAAACCAAGACACAAAACCCCACAGUGUUGACGCCAACAGCCUAGAUUUAAACCUGACUCCUGCAGUAAGUACGGCCUCCCCGGCUGGAACAGAGGAGUUGAUGUUCAUGGCCAGCAAGCUUUUUAACGCCACUUCAUCUUCCUCCUCGUCCUCCUCCUCUUCCACCGUAAAAACAUCUGUGACCUGGGAUGCGAAUGUGGAUAGCCGACCUAUCCCUGAGCUCAAAAGAGAGCCAGAUAUUGAAAUUGAGCCGCAGCAGUCACAGAAACAGCCCACAGAUGAAGCUCAGCAGCGCGCUCAACACAGAAAGCUGACUUCCCAUCCCCGCUUCAAAAGAAGACACAAGUCCCGGGAAGAUUCCCCCAGGAUGGUGCCCUCCAACAGCAAGGCAUCCCUACCCUUUCAGCCCCCUCCACCCGCCUUGGACUCCCUGGGACCUUUGGCACAACUUGCACAGCUGCCCCAGAUGCCCCUGGAUCCAGAGGAACUAUGGGUACACGAAGGGUGUAUAGUGUGGACCAGUGGAGUGUACCUCGUCAAUGGCCGACUGUACGGCCUCCAGGAGGCACUAGAUGGCGCCAGAGAGACGAGCUGCUCAUACUGUGAGAUGCUCGGCUCGACUUUGGGCUGCUACAGCAAAGGCUGCACACUACGCUAUCACUACCUUUGUGCCAUUGAAGCAGAUUGUGCUCUGAAUGAGGAUAACUUCUCUUUGAGGUGUCCGAAGCACAAGGUAAAAAAGGAGAGUUUAUCCAAAGCCUCCGGCCAGCCAAGGCUGUGGAGCAGUCAGAGAGAGGCUGAGGAAACCGGAGAGAAAGAAGACACACUUGAACCUGGGAUCUGUUACAUUGGACAAUGAGAGUCUGGAAGGCGGGACGAUGCUGGACUGGCAUUUUGCAGGAGAUCAACUAAAGGGAAUGUACAAUUUCUUUACCGGAAUCAGCAUUAUUUACAUUCAAGACAAUGGAGAACAGAUUUCUUUUCUUUUUUUUUUACAUUGAUCUUUAAAAAAAAAGGACAAAAACACAGAGGAACAAGAAAGAGACUUUGAUCAAAGUGGGAUGAAAUGAGACAUCAAGACCAACAAAGGAAUUAAAGGAACUUUUAUACCAAGAACAAAAGAAACAGACCUUCUCUCUAGGCUUAUUUUCAUUUCUCAGACGCCCUUUAGAGUUUUUGCCUCUUGUUUAACAUCAUCUACAAUAUCGUUUCUCUUUUUUUUGUUUGCUUUGAAUAAGUGAACUGGGAGAAAGUUGGGUGUCCAGUUAUUACUUUAGUCCUUAUUAUCAUUUUGUAUCCUUGCUAGUAUUUACUCAUAUCAAAGGAAACGGAUGUAUCUCGCAUUGUAUUUAGUCAAAGGUUUUGUUUUGCAUUCCUAGAGAAGAAGAAGUGAUGAUGUCUGGAAUGUCAGGGUCAAGUUUACCACAAAGACAUUAUUGCCUUGGAGAACGGACAUCUGUUGCCUUUAAAAAAAAAAUCCUGUAUGAGUGAACAAGGAGCGUGUGAGGAAAAAAAACAAAAACAUGUCUGAGUCUUUGAUUCCGUUUUGGUCCUUUUGAAAAGUGUUCUUAUUUUUCAUCGCUGGGGGUUUUUACGGUACAGAUAGUAAUCAUGAAAAAUUAGAUGAAGAGUCUUAUUUUUCAAAAACAAAACGUUACAAGAGAUGGAGAGACACUUGGCAGCAGGAAAAGGCAAAACCGUGGACGAGUGUUUGCCACCUUUAUGAAGAGGACAGAAAAAAGAUGGAGGACAUUGAAAAACGUUGUUCUAGGUGAAACUUUGUAUGUGGCUUUCUUUUGACUAACACACCUGAGGCGUGGAUGCAUCAUCAUCAUCAUCACACCUGUGACUGGGCCAGCCUUCCUGGCCAGAGUGAACUGAGCCAAACCAAGGACUUUUGAACAGUUUGGACGUUUGGUCACACAGACGCUGAAUCCAUUCAAACCAAGCAUUGCCAUCUGAUGUCAAAGUGAGUCAUACAUGGUGUCGUCUUUCUCAUUUUUUAUUGUUAUUCUUGUACAAAAGAUAAAAGAAAAAAAAAGGUCAAAGGAAACAGUUACAUUAUCAAAAACAUGCUGUAUAACAAACCUGUCAAUAUGUAUAUGAAUUAUGAAUACACUUAAAAAUGCUUCAAGUA